AUGAGCAAACGGAACCAGGUGUCGUACGUGCGGCCGGCCGAGCCGGCGUUUCUGACCCGCUAAGAGCGGGUCGGCUACAGGGAAGGGCCCACCGUAGAGACCAAGAGAAUCCAGCCUCAGCUCCCAGAUGAAGAUGGUGAUUACAGUGACAAAGAUGAACAGCCCCAAGUGGUGGUUGUUAAAAAAGGAGAUCUAUCAGCUGAAGAAGUCAUGAAAAUUAAAGCAGAAAUAAAGGCUGCCAAAGCAGAGGAAGAACCAGCUUCAGCUGAUGGAAGAAUCAUGUAUCGAAAACCAGUCAAGCGACCCUCAGAUGAAAAAUAUUCAGGUUUAACAGCAAGCUCAAAAAAGAAAAAGCCAAAUGAAGAUGAAAUAAAUCGGGACUCAGUUAGAAAGAACUCACAGAAGCAAAUCAAAAACAGUAGCCUCCUCUCUUUUGACAAUGAAGAUGAAAAUGAGUAAGUGUAAACAUUUUGGACGUAG
Lemur catta (Ring-tailed lemur) is the source of this 480-nucleotide messenger RNA. RefSeq lists its product as uncharacterized. NCBI's taxonomy places the organism in Eukaryota, Metazoa, Chordata, Mammalia, Primates, Lemuridae. The record is from RefSeq and is a predicted model, not a curated record.